This is a messenger RNA of Equus quagga, 1230 nucleotides long. Its product is annotated as AF4/FMR2 family member 2-like. The transcript is spliced from 5 exons. Gene Ontology annotation, cellular component: nuclear speck. The coding region runs from base 1 to 1230 and encodes 409 amino acids. Lineage: Eukaryota; Metazoa; Chordata; Mammalia; Perissodactyla; Equidae. Gene Ontology annotation, molecular function: G-quadruplex RNA binding. The record is from RefSeq and is a predicted model, not a curated record. Gene Ontology annotation, biological process: regulation of RNA splicing.
AUGUCGCGGCUUCGGGCUGUCCAGGCUCCGCCCCCUCGAGCCGCCCCGAGAGCCGCGCUGACCCGCCGCCAGCAGGGACGGACGCCCGCCCGCCGCCGCCGCCCGGCCGCUAUGGAUCUAUUCGACUUUUUCAGGGACUGGGACUUGGAGCAGCAGUGUCACUAUGAACAAGACCGUAGUGCACUUAAAAAAAGGGAAUGGGAGCGGAGGAAUCAAGAAGUCCAGCAAGAAGAUGAUCUCUUUUCUUCAGGCUUUGAUCUUUUUGGGGAGCCCUACAAGACAAACAAAGGUGAUGCACUUGCCAACCGAGUCCAGAACACGCUGGGAAACUAUGAUGAAAUGAAGGAUUUGCUAACUAAUCAUUCUAAUCAGAAUCAUCUAGUGGGAAUCCCAAAGAAUUCCAUGCCCCAGACUCCCAUCAACAAAAACGAACCAAGCUUUUUUGCAGAACAAAAGAACCGAAUGAUCCCACCUCACCAGGAUAACACUCACGCCUCAGCACCAAUGCCUCCACCUUCUGUCGUGAUACUGAAUUCAACUCUAAUACACAGCAACAGGAAAUCAAAACCUGACUGGCCACGAGAUACUCAUAAUGCUAGCAUUGUACCAGCCAGCCAGGCCGGUAGUCAGCCAAGCAAGAUGCAGCCAUCUACACAGGACCAGCCCCAAGCCAGACUGGAAGACUUCUUUGUCUACCCAGCUGAACAGCCUCAAGUUGGAGCACUUGAAGAGUCAAACCCAUCUGCAAAGGAAGACAGUAAUCUCAAGUCCAGUGGAGGGGAUACAUUCAAAGAAAUCUUUCAAUCCAACUCACCAGAAGAAUCUGAAUUUACAGUGCAAGCGCCGGGGUCUCCCCUAGUUGCUUCCUCUUUAUUAGCUCCCAGCAGUGGCCUUUCAGUUCAAAACUUCCCACCAGGGCUUUACUGCAAAACAAGCAUGGGGCAGCAAAAACCAACUGCAUAUGUCAGACCCAUGGAUGGCCAGGACCAGGCACCGGACAUCUCUCCAACGCUAAAACCUUCGAUUGAAUUCGAGAACAGCUUUGGGAAUCUGUCCUUUGGAUCACUCUUGGAUGGAAAACCCAGUGCAGCCAGUUCAAAGACUAAACUGCCAAAGUUCACGAUUCUCCAAACAAAUGAAACUCAAACUGUCUACAUGGGAAACAUGUUUACAAUGGAGAGUUGGGGUAACUUGUCUCGCAGCACCAUUCUCCUCCUCACCAUGGCAUAA